AGAAUGCCUCUGGCGGAAGCAGCCGCGUUGAUGCUGACUAUAAUGGUGGCGAACGACAUCGCGUUGCUUGACUGUGUCUGCGGCCACCUCGCCCAACACUACGAUAACAUCUCCCACGACGACGAUGAACUGAACAGCGUAGUCAGAGGCGGUGAAAAACUGAUAUGGGUGGCCUACUGUUCUGAUGUGGAUGGAUAUAAGCUGAUCACACAGUGCGAGGCCGUCAAGACGCCGUCCGCCGCGUUGCCUAUUGUUGCGCGUCUGGCGCAGAGCAGCUGGAGGGAAAGACAGCUGCCGCACGCGGAGCAGCAGCUGUGCGUUGAGUUGUUGGUGGCGAUGCGCCGCCUCACGCUGCGGCAGGCCAGCCAAGUAGCCGGGGCCCUCCCGUGUGUCGUCCCCGCCGACUGCCUCGACUCGUGCCCAGUACAGGGGUACGUACGUCACAACCACUAA
This is a messenger RNA of Schistocerca nitens (vagrant locust), 453 nucleotides long. RefSeq lists its product as uncharacterized. NCBI's taxonomy places the organism in Eukaryota, Metazoa, Arthropoda, Insecta, Orthoptera, Acrididae. Bases 4 to 453 code for a protein of 149 amino acids. The transcript has 2 exons. The record is from RefSeq and is a predicted model, not a curated record.